AGUCGACGAGCACCACCGAAGAGGCAGGACCGAAGACGAAAUAAAAAAAAAAUCCCAGCUACACUGGCACACGGAAGGAAGCAUCACUGGAAAAUGUUGCACCAUCAUCAGCGCUGUGUUAUUGCCAUAAUAGUGAUUUAUUCGAUAGCCAAAUGGCUUGUGAAAUUUGUGCAGUAGUAGGAAAAGGACGUCCCAAGUACGGGGCCGAGGGCUCGGCGGAAAGAACCAGAACGGCUAACACCAUCAACCGCGCGACGAGAGCGCCGCCGCUGUAAACAUGGAAGCCGAAGCCAUAAUCGUCACCCGGAGGAUUUAUGACUAAUGACAAAACUAAUUAAAUAUAAUUGCUGCAAAAUUAACACGAAAAACAUAAAUCUAAUUGUACAAGCAAUUUAUCGGUCGUAAUAAUCAGAUUGAAGCAUGCUGGCCAUUUGCGAUGGCCGCGAAAACUGAGCAAUAAUUAGGGCCCGCAAUUUCAGCUCCCCACCCACGCGCAGAGCCCACAAUAAUGAAUAAUGCAACUGAUUUCUACUGGGAACUAUCGCAACUGAUUAGGCUAAGCAAUCUCACCUAUUACAAUGUUUCGGGUGGUGGUGGUGGUGAAAACACGGUGACACUGGAUGUGGUCAACUGCUGUACCACCGAGCCGAACUUCUCAAUGUACCUGGAGGCCCUGCCGAACGACAGGGCCGGACUGUUAGCAUUUCUGUUCCUGUUUUCCUUCGCGACGGUGUUCGGCAAUUCGCUCGUCAUUCUGGCAGUUAUUCGUGAACGGUACCUGCACACGGCGACUAACUACUUCGUGACCAGUUUGGCCGUUGCGGAUUGUCUCGUAGGACUAGUAGUGAUGCCAUUUUCCGCACUGUACGAGGUGUUGCAGAAUACCUGGUUCUUCGGUGAGGAUUGGUGUGAUAUUUGGCGUUCGCUGGACGUUCUCUUCAGUACCGCUUCCAUACUGAAUCUGUGCGUAAUAUCGCUGGACCGAUACUGGGCCAUCACGGAUCCGUUCUCCUAUCCGAUGAAGAUGACCCGACGAAAAGCGGCAGCCCUGAUAGCGGCGGUGUGGAUCUGUUCCAGUGCGAUCAGCUUUCCGGCGAUCGUCUGGUGGCGGGCAGCUCGGGAAGGUGACAUGCCUCCAUUCAAGUGCACAUUCACCGAACAUCUCGGCUAUCUGGUGUUUUCCUCUACUAUAUCGUUCUAUCUUCCACUGCUGGUGAUGGUGUUCACGUACUGUCGAAUCUACCGUGCCGCAGCAAUACAAACACGAUCGCUCAAACUGGGCACCAAACAGGUCCUGAUGGCCUCCGGUGAACUCCAGCUUACGUUAAGAAUACAUCGCGGUGGUACGACCAGGGAGCGGCCAAGCCAUCGGCGGGAGCACCAGCAGCAGCUCGAUCAGGACCACCAGCAGCACACGGCCACUUCCACACCGGAAGAACCGGACGAAGAGCCUCUGUCGGCGCUGCAGAAUAAUGGGUUGGGUGCUCGCCAUCGAACUCACAUGGGUAAAAACUUUUCCCUUUCGCGUAAGCUGGCAAAAUUUGCGAAGGAAAAGAAAGCUGCCAAAACGCUCGGUAUCGUGAUGGGGGUGUUCAUCGUGUGCUGGCUGCCGUUCUUCGUGGUGAAUCUGCUGUCCGGGUUCUGCAUACAGUGCAUCGCCCACGAGGAGAUUGUGUCCGCGGUGGUCACCUGGCUCGGGUGGAUCAACUCCAGCAUGAACCCGGUGAUCUACGCCUGUUGGAGCAGGGAUUUUCGGAGGUGA
Molecule: messenger RNA, 1762 nt
Organism: Topomyia yanbarensis
Lineage: Eukaryota; Metazoa; Arthropoda; Insecta; Diptera; Culicidae
Product: dopamine receptor 2-like
Exons: 1
Coding region: 509-1762 (417 amino acids)
Biological process (GO): adenylate cyclase-activating adrenergic receptor signaling pathway
Cellular component (GO): membrane
Molecular function (GO): G protein-coupled receptor activity
Source: RefSeq, a predicted model, not a curated record